Messenger RNA from Spodoptera litura, 3084 nucleotides. Lineage: Eukaryota; Metazoa; Arthropoda; Insecta; Lepidoptera; Noctuidae. The record is from RefSeq and is a predicted model, not a curated record.
UUUCAGAACGAGCAUCAAGAAGCUUCGUUACGGCGUUUGUAAUCUUGGAAAAAUACCGAUAAAAGAGUAUUUAACACUAAAUACGAAUUAAAACACACGCAAGAUUCCCUAACUUGCCAUAAAUACAUUAAACAUGUCCCACACAAUUUUGUUGGUACAACCGGGCCCGAGGCCGGAAACCAGGACGUAUUCUGACUACGAGAGCGUCAACGACUGUAUGGAAGGAGUAUGUAAAAUAUAUGAAGAACAUUUAAAGAGAAGAAACCCAAAUACGCCAACCAUUACUUACGAUAUAUCGCAACUCUUCGAUUUUAUCGACCAGUUGGCGGAUCUAAGUUGUUUAGUAUAUCAGAAAUCAACAAACACAUACGCACCAUACAACAAAGAUUGGAUCAAAGAAAAGAUAUACGUCUUACUACGUCAAGCAGCUGGUCAAGGAGAUUAAAUUUAUUUACCAAAGUGCACGGAAUAUUAACACAUGGAGUGUCUAUAUAGGUAAUUUGUUGAUGUAUAUCUAUAUUUAAUUAACUACCGUACUCAUAUAUUUAAUAGUUACAUAAACUAUUUCUUAGUAAUGAUUUUGUUUCGAUAACAAUUGCUACAGAAUGGGCUAAGUAAGCGUUAAAUGAAUCUUAGUUUAAUAGGGUGAUUUUUCAAAAAAAUUUAACAAAAAUGAACAAUGUUAUUAAUGUCAAACCAAAGUUAAUAAUUCUGCUUAUUGAAAUUGAAAAUUUUUACUAUGCCUUUGUUCUCAAGCAAUGCAAUAGAAAUUUUGAUGACAGUAUGUUACAAAGUCACUUAAUAACGCAUGAGAUUAAUGAUAAUGUUAAAUAAUUGUUAAGAUUUUUUUGAAAAAACCUAUUUGUAUAUGAAUCUUGCUAUUUUGGUAAUAGUAUCAUCGCUCAACCGUCAAUGAAUGGUACCCGAAUUUCAAAUUUUGUUUAUUACUUUUAAAAUAGCAUUUAUUACUAAAACAAGAAAUUUUAUAGUUAAAAAUUUCCAGUUAUUUCGUAAUUGAAAUUGUAAUCACUUAAUUUUACGGAGUCUUGUGUGGUUUUGAUUGAAUUGAAAAGGUUUUUUGUGAAUCUAACAUUAUCAUAAUAGUCAAUAUGUUACAUAGAUUAUUGUGUAUAGCACCUAGUUAUAGAUUUUUUUAUACACUAUUUCGUUCUGCCAUCAGCUAUUCAGCCAUAAUCAGACGUUGUCUUUUUUUUAGUGUUUCAGGAGAUAUUCCAUUAAAUACUCUCCCACCAUUAGUGUCUUGUAUCUAGUUACAAAUUAACUUCAUUUUGUAAUUCUUAAUUUUAUUACACAAAUACUUCUACAGAAAGCUGUGGUACGUAAAUCCUACUCUAUCAACGAUAACUGCCUGUUUUACUACCUCCAUAUAAGUACCCGAUAAACUUAUGUGGUCCAAAAUCUCUUAAGUUAUUAGAAACUUAAUUAUAAACACUCCAUGUGUAUCUAACUCUAAAAUUAAUUAGAAACGGUGAUACUUGAUGCGUUUGAUGUUCCAAUAUAGACCUUAUAUACAUAAAAAUAUAGUUGAUUAUACGGUUUUUAAAUUCAUAGUUUUAUCUGACUGUUAUAAUAUGACAUGUAAAGAAGUAGAUUAUAUUGUAAAAGUGAUCUGUCGUAGAAAAAUUAUUCUAAUGAUUCUUUUAAACGGCUUGCAGUGCACUUCUAUCUCCUCUGGUGUGCUGAUUGCUUAUCAUCAGGUGAUCCGUCUGCUUAUUUUCCUUUUCCUUAGAAAGAUCUCACUCAGAUAUGACCUUGAUCGCCAUAAGCUCAGCAUGAGCCAUCUCAGGCUUUAAUAAACUAACUUCUGUCAGCAGCCUCGCCCGCGUUUCCUUGGAAUAAAAAGUAGCCUACAUUUAUUCCAGACCAUAAUCUAUCCCUGUUAAAAUUUUAUUCCGAUUCCUUCAGCCGUUCUGACGUUAUUGAGCAAGAAACAUACAGACAAACAGACAAAUUUAGUAGUGUUAGUAGGAAUACAAGUUCAUUCUCAAAAUGUUUUUCUUUACUAGCCUUUUAUUUGUUGAAACACCGGCUCCCGGUAUAAAACACAUUAUACCCGCAACUUUCAACUGACAAGAGGCUAUACGAGUCCCAUUAAUAGGAGUGUCAAUGUCAAUAACAAACACAAUUAUCAGUAAUUUAAAUAAGAAUUAAAAAAAAAUAUCGUAAAACUCAGAAGAUAAUUGUACCCCAAUAUAUUUUCUUCCUUAAUUUAGGAAACAAAAGUAAAGAUAAGGUGACCUGAUUGCCACCUUAUCUUUACUUUUAAAUUUCUCUAUUUCAUCUUCAAGUUAUUGCAUUGACAUAAAGUCGAAAAUCCAAUAAAUAAAUUUGAUGAACACUGUUUUCAUUAUUCAUUAUUGUUUCCUAAAUUAAGGAAGAAAAUAUAUUGGGGUACAAUUAUCUUCUGAGUUUUACGAUAUUUUUUUUAAUUCUUAGUUAAAUUAAUGGUAAUUGUGUUUAUUAUUGCCAUUGACACUCCUAUUAAUGGGACUCGUAACAUAAAUAGUGAAAAGUGGGUGUUUCAUUGUAUAUACGGACCUAUGUCAGUCUUUAAAACUAUUAGACUGAUACAGAAUGUAGCCCUCGUCCCCUUUAUAGAUACAAUUAUAGUGUACAAAAAAUAUUAAUUAUAAAUAUAUAAAUUGAACUAUAACACGUCAAGUAUCACCUUGUAUUGUAAAAAAAUCUAAAAUUAUUAUCUCAUGACUUUUUUAUUUUUUGUUAGCAACACUGAUUUUUUACUAAAACUUAUGAGUCGUUAAAUUAUUUGUCGUUCACAACUUACUGCUGUAGUCGACGACAUUUAAUGAGUACUUAAACUUUGCCUUAAACUGUCAAACACCAAGCGGUCACCGGUGACCGCAACCUAUUGUUCUAUAAUUGUGUCUGUAUUGACGGUACUCGACGAGUUAAUAAAGAAUUUAUUUCAAAAACUAUACGGUAGUAUCCUAAAUUUUAGUCCGUCUGACAGAUUUUAAGAUAUUAAAUACGUAUUUUUCUUUUUACACAAAAUUAAAUACUUUAGACGAUAUAUUAAUUUUUAAAAUAUCGUGUAACGUCACA